AUGCAGUUCACUGUCGUUGCAGCUCUAGCUUCACUCGCCGUGAACGCGGUCUUUGCCGCCCCUCUCGCCAGCUCUCAAGAUCAGAUUUCCCCUCGUAAAGCGACGUACGAGGUUGUCAACGUCGCAGGACCUCAAACCACAUCCGUUGCCCCAGUCACAGAGACUUUGACACAAACAAUCGAACUGGUCACCACUGCCACAAAGAUUUCACCAUCAUCAGUGAUGGUCACCGUGUACGCGACCAGCAAGCCCGCCUCAAGUCCGGUGCCAAGUUCACAUGAUACUCCUUCACCUGGCGCCUCUCCAUCGCCUUGUCAUCAAGCGAGUAGUGGCAUGCUUCAUCUGACCCCGAUGCCCACAAGUGUACUUUUCUAA
Molecule: messenger RNA, 375 nt
Organism: Penicillium diatomitis
Lineage: Eukaryota; Fungi; Ascomycota; Eurotiomycetes; Eurotiales; Aspergillaceae
Exons: 1
Coding region: 1-375 (124 amino acids)
Source: RefSeq, a predicted model, not a curated record